Molecule: messenger RNA, 240 nt
Organism: Penicillium concentricum
Lineage: Eukaryota; Fungi; Ascomycota; Eurotiomycetes; Eurotiales; Aspergillaceae
Product: heavy-metal-associated domain-containing protein
Exons: 2
Coding region: 1-240 (79 amino acids)
Biological process (GO): copper ion transport
Cellular component (GO): cytosol
Molecular function (GO): copper chaperone activity; metal ion binding
Source: RefSeq, a predicted model, not a curated record
AUGUCAAGCCACAAAUACACGUUGAAUGUCCAGAUGGGCUGUGGUGGCUGCUCCAGCGCCAUUAAGGAAGCCAUGGAAGCGCUGAACGGUGUGCAGAGCCACUCCAUUUCCCUGGAAGAGCAGACUGUCUCCGUGAUGGCUGAACCUUCUCUCUCAUAUGAAACCGUGUUGGAGGCCAUCAAGGCGAAGGGCAAGAAUGUCCGCAGCGGGGAGGCGGACGGAGUUGCUCAGCCUGUUUGA